GUUCCGACGAAGAGCUGGCUUUUAAGCAAAAGGAGAAGGACAUUGCACAGUAUGCCCGCAAAGUCCACAAGCUUUUUGCGCACAUGGACGACAGCGGGGAUGGCGCAAUUAACUUUGAGGAAUUCUCGAAACUCGUCACCUCACCAAAGCUCAAGUUCUGGAUGAGUCAACUGGAGUUGGAGUAUCACGACCUGCUCAGCCUCUUUGAGUUUCUCGACAAUGGUGAUGGCUCGAUCACGCUACAAGAAUUCAUAGAAG
Messenger RNA from Symbiodinium pilosum, 258 nucleotides. The record is from the annotation of a GenBank genome assembly. NCBI's taxonomy places the organism in Eukaryota, Dinophyceae, Suessiales, Symbiodiniaceae.